AUGUCUUUGGAUAGGAACAUAGGAAUGAUAACGAGUGAUACCUACAUAAAAUUAGACAUUAGACUCAAAUAACUAAGUACAAAGUUUUUAAGCACUUCGCACCAUACUGCCUGAUUAUUUUUAAGUUUCUGUAUUUAUAAACGUUUCAUUUUGUGUCUCCCCUCUUGCUUAUGUCUAUAUAGUGUUGAUCAUCAGUCGACCUGCUCGGACGGAACUGAAUUGACACUAUGACUGUUUUCCAUUUUGUGAACUGUCUGGCUUUGGCCUGUGUACCUUACUAUUUCAUUUACAAAUAUUCAGUUGUGUCGGAAUACAGCUCUGUAUGGAAAUGCGUUCAAGCCGGUGGCAUUUACGUCUUUACCCAGCUGUGCAAGAUGCUGGUUCUUGCAACGUUCUUUCCCACCACAGACAUUAGUGGGUCUGGGUCUUUCGAUUUUAUUGGUGAGCUUUUAAAAUCAAUUGUUGACAUCUCAGACCUAGUUGGUCUUUACAUUGUCUUGCGAGGAAUCCCUGGCAAAGGUCAUGCCAAAGUCUUGACGGCAGGCGUUGGUUGGGCAGGAGCAGAACUGGUUUUCACACGUUUUUUGCUACUGUGGAUUGGAGCUCGAGGAGCUGAAUUUGAUUGGAAGUACAUCCAAAAAUGUAUUGAUUCCAAUAUCAACCUGGUUCAGCACAUAACAACUGUCACCCUGGUUUGGCUUUGGUCGAGGCAUAAUCUUCCGCGACCUUUGGCACCCAUCAUCUCAGUUCUGUUGGGGCUCAGCUCAUUCAAACCUUUCUUUGCAGAAUUGAUCAUGCAUGCUGCUAAACUUGGUCCUUGGAUCUCUGUACUCUCUCGAGCUGUUUAUACUAUUUGCCUCUCAAUGGCGACGCUCCAAAUCUAUGCUGGAAGUGGUAUUAAUCUUGGAUCCUAUUGAAGUAUUCUUACUUUGAAGUUGUGGGUUGAAUGUCUCCUUUGCGAGAAUAUAGCUCGUUAUAGUACCGAAUAGUUGGUUCCAUAUCUUAGAAACGUUUCAUAGGUACCAAGAAUAAAAAUUACUUCAGGAUUUUACAAUUUCACAUGGUUUUGGAAUGUUGAGGAAAAAGGAUACAAAGGAAACAUUAUGUCGGCAAUGCGGAGAUAACUCAGUAAACGAUUUAGGUCUACUUGAUCUGUGAAUAAAUUAUGUAGUAUUUAUUGAAAUGGAAUCAAGUGACAUCACCUGUUGCUGAAUUUCAAUGUAAAAUGCACUUUAUUAUAAAAGAACGGUUAAGCUAAUUCUUCAAAAAUUUUAUGGGAUUUCUUUUAUGGCUUAAAGAAAAUUCUUGGAAAUUUUAAGAAAUGGUAAUUUUGUUCUCUUGUAAACAAAUGAAUUAGGCAAUGAUAUUUGGCACAAUACCAUGGCACAGGUGAACAUUUCGUUAGAGGGGUCAUUCCAUCAUCUAAUCCCUGCUCACAAGGAUACUGCGCAAUAUUCAACAUAGUUGACGCCAAUCCGCCAAAACACAUGUGACGGGACGAUGAUUCUAACCACUUCAUAACAAUCAGCCUGUUUACAUUCACAUUUUUCUCGCAUUGAUAGAUAUCUGCCUUGAUUGACCCCAUGCUCUCCUCAACUUGCGCAUGGAAGCGUCGGCCAUGUUGAGCAGGGAUUGAAUGGAACGAGUCCCCUAACGAAAUGUUCACCUGUGCCGUAGUUUCUUCAUGGAAGCGGGAAGCUUGUAAAAACGCAAAUUUCUUACGCAGAUUGUGAAGUUAGAAGUGCAUUUCAGAGUUUCAUGAUGUUCACCUAUGAAUUUAUUUGAAAUUUUAAGUAAUGAUGCAAGGAGGUAGAAAAUUUGGUAAUCAGUAUUUUAAGUUUAAUUUAUUUUCGUUUUUUCUCUGUUUGGUAUAUUUUUGAAUUUCCUUAAAGUCAUGAUUUAUUUAAUUCUAAAAUGAUCGUAAUUUUAUUCUCGUCAAUAUUCUUUUAAAGCCUUAGAUUUUUCACUCUUGUAGAAUGAAAACAUAUUAUGGAUGAAAAAAACAGUUACAUACUUCUGUUAGUAUUUGGACUAUUCAAUUUAUAAAGUGGAAAAAAAACACUAUGGAAAGUUUUUUUUUAACGGAGCAGUUAUUUUCUUUCCUAGAAAAUUAUAGGGAAGAUUCCAUGCCCCCCUCUUUUAGCGUAUUUUUUUUGUUUGCUUAAGGUUAAGAGCCUGUUUUGUGGGAUCAAAUAUCUGUCCAACUUUAAUGAUCUAAAUUCAAUGCCACUGUCUUUUUCAUGAUUUUUAGGGUCAAUUUUACCAGUACAAUAGAAUUUUCUUUUCUCAUGGAAAUUGCAUCAAAGAAGUGGUGUCAAUGACUGAUUACUUUUAUGUAUCUUAGCAUCAGAUUAAUUCUUUGGGUCAACUAGUUCACUGUAAGACCCAGAGGACCUCUUUUUUUGCUCUCACUUUGAAUAGAACUACAGAAAAAAAAGGAGAGAACUAUUAUUUUGUGAUGUAAUGAACACACCUGGCCAGACUCAAAGCAAGAGGGCAAGAAUGUUGGGCAAUGAAAGUUUCUGUCUGUCACUUCGUAUCUUAAUACAACUAAUCCUCAAAGGGGUGUAGGGAAAUUUCCUCUCUAUUAAAUACGCACCUCAGCUGGCAAAAAUAAUGUAUAAAUUAGAGUUAAUGAGGCUGAUUUUAGUCUGUAUGAAAAUCCCUCGUCUCAAAGAUUGAGGAUUGAAACGAGGAUAUGUACUAUGUACUAUUUCAUGGUAUAAUAAUGGCAGAUGAUGAAGCUUUCAGCUUUAGUAUUUCAUAAUUAUGAACGUUGCAAUGUACAGAAAGGCCUCAAUUUAUCGAAUUUCAUGGUACUAACAAAUUGAUCUGUGCAAUCGCAAAAUCCAUUCAUUCGAAUUAGCUUGAUGCCCUUGAGGGGACCUGGAAAUCAAUCGUAGAAAUUGCAGCCUGAAAAAUUGAGGUCCUACUGUACUGCAAAGACAGUAAAAUAGAGGCUUUCUUUGUUCCAAUUCUCCUUUUAUAGUUGUUUUGAGAGCAACAUGUUGAUAUUUCUUGAUGCAAGGUAUAAGUAACGAAAUUCCAUAAUUUUCCCCAUAGGCUUGUGAUUAUUUAAGACAAACCCUUUCAGAAUGAAGGGUCCGAACUUAGAAAAAUGUUCUUUUUGUACUAAUUGUCAACAAUACGAUUCCAUUUUAGAAUUUGUUUCCUGCCAAUCAAUCAUGAUAAUACAUUCCCAGAAAAAUUUCUAGCAAAUCUGUGGCAUUAUUCAUCAGUUUUCAACCUUUGGGUUCUAGUCUUAUUUGGAAAAUUUUCAGUUGUCUCAGAUUUGAUAAAUUUAUCUUGAGAAAGAGCUUAUUAACAGAAGGAAAUUUGAGUUCAGCCCCUAAAGAAGACUAACUUCAGCAGUGAAAGAGCUCAGUAUUACCUGUUGCACUUUUGUCUUGCUUCAGGUCAUGAAUUGUCAGUGGAAUAUCAUGGAUGAGAAAGUAAUUUAAGAUGUGGGAUUUUGUUAGUAGGGUUUUGUAGUUCUCAAUAUUUACAAGUUAGUGAUUUCAAUCGCUUAUUGUUUCCUUACAUUUUGGUUAAGUGAACUUUUAGGUCGUAUUAUUUCUUGUGUUGAGUGUUUUUCUUGUUUAUCUUUGUACCAAUCCUCUUACUAUUAAAUAUUUAUUACUUUGUGUUAAAA
This is a messenger RNA of Bemisia tabaci, 3652 nucleotides long. RefSeq names its product BOS complex subunit TMEM147. The record is from RefSeq and is a predicted model, not a curated record. Lineage: Eukaryota; Metazoa; Arthropoda; Insecta; Hemiptera; Aleyrodidae.